AUGACUGACUCCCAUGCUGUUCCCCUUUACGACAACAUUGGCGUCAACUACGAUGCCACGCGGCAGGCAGACCCCUACUUGACCGCGCGUCUGGCCCACCAUUUGGGCCUGAAGGAUCAAGGGCAAUAUCUGGACAUUGCCAGCGGGACGGGGAACUACACUACCGAACUGGCAAAGCUGGGCGGUUGCUGGCACGGCCUGGAUUUGUCCUCGGGGAUGUUGCGGUUGGCAGGCCGGAAGAACUCUCAAAUCUGCUAUCUGCGAGGCAAUUCCGUUGCGUUACCAUUUCGAGACCUCAGCUUUGACGGCGCGAUCUGCACCAUGGCCCUUCAUCACUUUGCCCGCCUGCUUCCGGUCUUUUGCAAGGCCAAUCGUGUCCUGAGACACGGUCGGCUGGUAAUCUUCACCGGCACUCGCGAACAGAUGGCUGCCUACUGGCUCAACGAGUAUUUCCCCAUAGCGAUGGCCCGUUCAACCGCGCAGAUGCCUACCCUGGAAUCUGUUCUGGAAGCGUUGAGGGAUACGGGCUUUUCUUCGGUACAAGCCGAAACGUACGAGGUACAGCCCGACCUGAAGGAUCUGUUCCUUUACUCCGGCAAGCACAGGCCCGAGAUUUAUCUGUCCGACGCGGUGCGGCGAGGCAUAUCCACCUUUUCUACCCUCGCAGACCCAGAGGAACUGGAAAGCGGAUGCGCCCGACUCCAACAGGACAUCGAUUCGGGCAAAAUCACCGAGGUAGCGGAAAGCUUCAGGCACGAGGGCGGCGACUACGUGUUUGUCGUAGCCUCCAAGGAAAGGUUAGGCUAG
Geodia barretti is the source of this 807-nucleotide messenger RNA. Lineage: Eukaryota; Metazoa; Porifera; Demospongiae; Tetractinellida; Geodiidae. The record is from the annotation of a GenBank genome assembly.